UGGGCGGGGCGUGGGCAGAUAAUAAUUAUUGUUGAGGACAUGGAUAAGGAUAAGGAGAGGCCGGCUCUAGAUUGGUUUGAGCAAAUGCUUGAAUUAGUCAAGUCCAAUUCUUCCAUUGAUCACAAGAUCCUCAAGGACCCCAGUGGCUCGUUGAAGUGGUUAGAGAUAUCUUCUACUAAGUGCCACAUAGACCCGCAGCUAGGCCCGAUCCGUGCAGUGCGCCUUGUAGUGUCAACUACCAGAACUUACAAGGUCGAUGUAUUGUACCCCAUCCCACGCAGUGUUGAGAGAUUGAAAGGUUUGGUCACGGAUGAUUAUGAAAGUAUUAUAAAUAUAAUUCAAGAAAGUGGUGGCCAUGUUCUCUGCCCUGGAAUCCAGCCGGAGUGGUAUGAGGAGAUGUACAAAGCGAAUGGUUAUCAUCGUGAGAAUGUACGCACACUGCAACUUCCGAUAAAGAGAUAUGAAGCAACUGAUUGUUUUCUUUGGCAUAAACCAAGCAACCGAUACACCAAAGUUGGAAACAAGCUGUUUAAUGUUUGCAAUAAUUGCAAGCGAGAAGCUCGUUGUUCUCAACAAAAUGCAACAAGAAAUAUCAAUAUUGAUCAGGACAUUAAAGAUGCCAGAAUGAGCGCAUCAUCAAACUAUCCUAUAUCUAGGCUCACUCCUAAAGCCCAGUCAGAAAGAUUGAAACGAUUGAAAUCAGAGAAUAAAAGUAAUCGUGAAAGACUACAGCAGUUGCGUUCCAAGUCAAGUAUUAAGUCAAGAGUUACAUUUAAGCUGAACACUUUGGAAGGUAUUGAAAUGGAAGAUGUUAUUCAAACAAAUCCUGCUGCUAAAAUCCCUACUAAGCACAGAUCCCCGGCCUCACUCUCAGAGACAAAUUCUUCAUGUACACUGGACUCAUGACACUAUAGGCUCUGUUCGUAGCUGGAUAUUUGAGUUAUAGAUACCCUAUUAUAUAUAUAGUAGCUAGCUAAGCAAGUAAUGAUCUACCCUCGUAUACGUGACUUGUUGACAUUUUUUUACCCUCUAGUUGUGAUUCAUUGAUCAAUAUAUACUUAUUAUAAUUA
This is a messenger RNA of Halichondria panicea, 1070 nucleotides long. RefSeq lists its product as uncharacterized. The record is from RefSeq and is a predicted model, not a curated record. The transcript is spliced from 4 exons. Bases 40 to 906 code for a protein of 288 amino acids. NCBI's taxonomy places the organism in Eukaryota, Metazoa, Porifera, Demospongiae, Suberitida, Halichondriidae.